Rhagoletis pomonella (apple maggot) is the source of this 3395-nucleotide messenger RNA. RefSeq names its product hemicentin-2 (gene side). The record is from RefSeq and is a predicted model, not a curated record. Gene Ontology annotation, molecular function: protein binding. NCBI's taxonomy places the organism in Eukaryota, Metazoa, Arthropoda, Insecta, Diptera, Tephritidae.
AUGGAGCUGAUAGGCACCAGCCAUACAUCGGUGGAAGAGGGUACGACCAUGAUGGUGAAUCAAUUGUUGAUCGGCACAACAACGCGUGAUUAUUUUGGUGCGAAAAUUGAGUGUCGAGCGCAAGGCACGAAGCUUAUAGCGCCAGUGGUGAAGGAUGUGACAGUGCAAGUGCAUUUGAAACCGGUGCGCGUGAAAAUCCUCACAGCUAAUGAUCUGCUGACAGCCGGUCAGCCUGUGCCUUUGCGCUGCGAUUCGUGGGGUUCAUAUCCAGCGGCGAAGAUAACAUGGUUGUUGGACGGUGAGCCGAUACGAAAUGCAGAAGUGACUGUACACAGUGAUAGAGAGAAAGCGAUACCCGCCAGAGUAGUUUGGGCUGCGGUUGGCAAAAGCGUAGAUUUGCUGUGCGAUUUAACGCCUCCAACGCCGCAGGACUCCGUGAAGCUGCUGUUGUGGUUCAAGGACUCCACCGGAAUACCACUAUACAGCUUGGAUUCACGCAGCGGAAAUAUCAAAUUAGCACCACAUUCGGCCAUAGCUAGCGAUCUGGGUCAGCGUUUGUUCUUCUCCAUUGGCGAUAAUCCGAAGGACUCACGCUUACAAAUACGCGAUGUGAAGCCAACAGAUGGCGGCAUUUAUCGCUGUAGAAUAGACUUUUUCAAUUCGCCAACACGAAACUUUAGAAUUAAUUUAACUUUAGUAGUUCCCCCAGAGGAGCCACGCAUUUUCGAUGCACAAGGCAAGGAGAUCGCUCAGAUGGCCGGUCCAUUUCGUGAGGGCUAUGAGCUUUUUUUAUGCUGUCAAGUCAAAGGAGGACUCGAAUACCACAACCAGCAUUCUCAAUUUGAAGGUAACAUCGGAGAACGAUAAUGCUGAACUGACGUGUCGUGCAUCGAAUCCUUGGUUCUCCGGUAGUGCCAUUGAGGACAAGCGCAUCAUUCGAGUGGCAUAUCCACCAACAGUGUCCGUGCAUUUAGCCAACGAGGAUCCCAGUCGUUUUGUGACCAAAUCUGAGGGAGAAAACGUGACCUUCAAGUGUCGCGCCGAUGCGAGGCCACCAGUAUCUUCGUAUGCUUGGUUCAAAAAUGGCAUGCGUAUGUCUGGUGAGAGUACAGAGAUAUUGCAUCUGACUCAGCUGCAGCGCGAGAGUGCGGGUGCGUAUGCGUGUGGUGCAGCCAAUACGGAGGGAGAAACGCGCAGCAACAGCUUGACGCUUAAAGUGCAAUAUUCGCCCCGAUGCCGGCCGGGUACCGAGCAAACAUCACUUGGUGCGCUCAAUAUACACUCAGUACAGGUAAAAUGUGAAGUGGAUGCGGAUCCCGCAGACUCAGUGAAAUUCAGUUGGACCUACAACAACACAAGAAAUGUGUCGCCGGUACUCAACUCCAGAAUCACUUCGAAUGGGCUGGUCAGCACCGUAACAUAUCUGCCACAAACUGACUCCGAGCUGAUAACGCUCGCCUGCUGGGCCAGCAACUCUGUGGGACGCCAAACAACGCCAUGUCUGGUGCACAUUCUACCAGCAAAUACACCGGAAGCCCCGAAGGCUUGUGAGCUGCGCAACGACACUGUCUUGGAGGUAGUUUGUGUGGCUGGCAAUGAUGGUGGGCUCACUCAAUAUUUCCUGCUAGAAGUGAUUGGUGGCGAUCCACUGUAUGCCAACGAUGCAGGGCGUAGUUUUGCCGACGCUAAUGUAGGCGACAAUGAGCUCUCCACAAUGAACGACCAGGCAACGUCAGCACCGGUACUGCGCAUGCAAGAACCACAACCACAAUUUCGCCUCAACAGCUUGGAGCCCGGCCGAGAAUACCAAUUUUUGGUGUAUGCCGUCAAUGCGAAGGGACGCAGUGAACCGCCAGUUGUAAUCGAGCGAGUGCGAGUAGCGGCACAAUUGGGGCCUUACGACGAGUCCAUACUCUCCGAGGAUCCCACACCAGCGGAAACUACACAUCAUUCAAGCGGUGGCUUAAGUGCCAGUGCGAGUGACAGCGGUGCGGGUGCCAGCAUCGUUGCACAUGGACAUGAUAAGCAACAGUCGACACUUCUCAUAUUGGCUGCCGUUGUGGCGAUAGGCGCCGUCAUUGUAACGUCAAUUAUCGUGGCGGGUAUUGUAGUUGUGUGUAGGCAUCGACCGCGGCCACCUGAACCGCAGGAUGUGCGCAAAAGUAUGCGACCCGCCCGCAGCGAUGUGCCGUCCAUGUACAUCGAGGAGGACGCGCUGAACGAUGAAGAGGUGCUAGCCGGCACACGCUCCGCCGAUAUACGUGCCGCGCGCGUACUUCCCUCCACGCUGGGACCACGCUGCAGUGCCAGCACAACGAGCAGCCAACAUCACUACAUCUCCGAGGGUUUCAUACAAUACGCACAGCCCAGUCUCAAUGACCCCGAUCUAAUUUUGCCACGCGGCGAAAUGGAAUUUACAACACUGGAUCCGGCGCUGAAAUAAACAACCUACCUGCAGAUGCUGUCGGAUAAACGCAAAAAUAAAAUAAUAACAGCAAAAUAGCUGCAACAAUGCAUUUUAAGGAAUUUUAGUUUUUUUUUUAUAUUUUAAGAUUUACGCUCGAAUUUUUUUAUAAAACCACAUAGCAUAAAAUUAGUUAAAUAAAUUUAAGUUUUAGUGAAAUUAAGAAACAAUGUGUAGAGUAAGAGGAAAGUAUUACAAAUAAAUAUUAAUAAAAUUAAGCUGCAGAAGAAAGGCGAAAAUAAAACUCACACAGAAACAGACUCGAAAAUUGUAAAUAACCACACAAAAAGAAUUAUACUUAAAAUCAAAUGCGAAUAAGAAAAGCGAUUUACAAAUACAAAUAAGAAACCAAAAGAGGAUAACGCAAAGUAAGCAAGUAAGUUGUACGCCAAUUCGCAUCGUUGCAUCAGAAGACUUUAGUUUGAAAUUUAGCAAUCAGAAUCUACAUACAUAAAUACAUCAUAAUAACGGUAGCAAAAUUAAACUGACUAAUAGAAAACACUCACUCAAUAUACAAUUCUCUAUAUUUUAUAGCAAAUGCUGGCAUUAGUGUCCAAAAAAUUUAUUAGUUAUGGUGAAAAGGCAUUGCGGAACUGAACUUAAUGUGGCAGCUGAGCAUUGUGAAAAUAGGCAAAACAAAAGUUAAACAUUAAUGUUAUCCAAAAAAUAACUAAAUUAAAAAUUGUUUUUUGUUAAAAAGCUACUACUUAAACUUAACGAACUUAGAUAUUGACAAGUAUUCACGAUAUUACAUGCAUGUAUCUUGGUCUUAGCUUUUUCGAAUAAAAAAUGCAUUUCUUUUAAAUAAUUUGGCAUGAAAAUUUGCGAACUACAAUAAAUUACAGAAAUGCAUUCCAAAAUACGACAUAUGUAUAUAAUAUUUACAGUGACCGUAACAGUUACAACUUUUAUUUCAAAAAUCGUUCUUCAA